UUGCUUAUUAACCAUUCUAGUCAAUUUCUCGAGUCAUGUGGUGAUAUAAUCUCCCUCGAAGGAGCCUUAAAAUCGGGCGAAAAAGCUCCUCCAGACGCGUGUUUUUUUUCAAAAUCCUUGUGGACAUGUGUCAUCGAAGCAGUUAUGGAAUAUUGCAGAGUCGUUUUCGACCUUUUCGCUUUUUCAAAACUAGAAAAGAUACACAGCGCAUGGUUUGAUGAAGAUCAAAAUCUGGAAACUGUUUGGAAUAUAUUUUCUCAGGAAGGUCCUCCCGCUAAAUCAGAUUUUUGUGAUUUCUCUAAAACUCCAGCACUUCCUGGUUCGGUAUCCGCUCGAAAUAUGCUUCAGCUUCUAAGUUGGCCUCAGCGAAAUGGCCUAGUAAAAAUAAACGCUGGAAGAGUGGUGGUUUUCGGAAUAGGAAUGAAAUACGGUACAGUGGAUGCGAGCGAAUGGCUCUUCAUUGAUAUAUUUCCCUUGGACGAUAAGCUUAAGGGUGGAUACGAAGAAAUUCCUAAAGAAAUCCCAAUUCCAGAUUAUCUACACGGAUCAAAAAUUUUCCCUAAUCAUCGUUUCUUGUACCACUGUCUAUCUGCUGGAUCCCAAAAUUUGUAUCGUGGUUUGAUGCGUUUGGCUGAGUCCCAUUACUUGCUAUCCAGCACGCUUGUGGAGGAUAUACCGAUGAGAGAAGAAGCUAAUACAAAUUCAAACAGUGCUAUGUAUGGUGUAGAAUUGAUACAUAGAAGAGAGGUUCAUGACCAUCUUAGGGAUGCUGGCUUGCUGGAUUUUAGUGGCGAUGAUCCUACUACCUUUGAAUCUCUAGUCGGAGGGUGUGCCAAUGAAUCCUCUCUUAAGGUCAAUCAACCACACUCUGGAUUUUCAAGGACAGUUGGUAUCCAGUGGGUUACGCCAAAAGCCACAGAAUUCCGUAAGUGCAUGUUUAAUAUCUCAACAUUUAAUAUAUGA
This is a messenger RNA of Protopolystoma xenopodis, 963 nucleotides long. The record is from the annotation of a GenBank genome assembly. NCBI's taxonomy places the organism in Eukaryota, Metazoa, Platyhelminthes, Monogenea, Polystomatidea, Polystomatidae.